Messenger RNA from Polyodon spathula (Mississippi paddlefish), 3300 nucleotides. It is a transcript of the gene vps33b, whose product is annotated as VPS33B late endosome and lysosome associated. Bases 161 to 2011 code for a protein of 616 amino acids. The record is from RefSeq and is a predicted model, not a curated record. Lineage: Eukaryota; Metazoa; Chordata; Actinopteri; Acipenseriformes; Polyodontidae. The transcript has 24 exons. Gene Ontology annotation, cellular component: CORVET complex; lysosome. Gene Ontology annotation, biological process: intracellular protein transport; vesicle-mediated transport.
GGGUCCGUGCUACAAAGUCUACCGUAACCUUGCUUCCGCAAGAAGGGAGAGCUUGCAGGCAGGCCGAGUCAUGGAUUGAUGUCAGAGAAGGUUUUGUUUUUAAGAUUUGUACUUUUGAGACCUCUUGUUGUGCCUGGCGGGGUGGAGCUGCCUGGCCCCGAUGGCUCUGAACAGCAGACGGGACGCCCCCGAACCGCCUGACUUCUCACACCUCAAGAGGCUGGCACGGGAUCAGCUGAUUUACCUGCUGGAACAGUUACCCGGGAAGAAGGACUUAUUUAUUGAAGCAGAUUUGAUGAGCCCCCUGGAUCGGAUCGCCAAUGUCUCCACCCUGAAGCAACAUGAAGUGGAUAAACUGUACAAACUGGAGAACAAGCCUAUUGUUAGCACCUGUGACCAGCUGUGCUUUCUGAUCCGGCCCCGAAUACACAGUGUGAAGUGGAUUGCCAAUAUUGUAAACACAGACAAAGCAGCUGGGAGAUUUAGAAGAUACAAGCUCAUCUUUAGCCCACAGAAGUUCUACGCCUGCGAGACGAUUCUGGAGGAGCAGGGGAUCUAUGGAGAUGUGAGCUGUGACGAGUGGGAGUUUUAUCUCUUGCCACUGGAUGAUGACCUCAUCAGUCUAGAGUUGCCUGAGUUCUUCAGAGACUACUUUCUGGAGGGAGACCAGCGCUGGGUGUCCACAGCAGGCAAAGCCCUGCACCUCCUGCACUCAGUUUACGGGCCCUUCUCAAAGAUCUAUGGGAUCGGCAGGUGUGCCAAGAUGACCUAUGAGACGUGGCGGGAGCUUGUGGAGGAUGGGGAGCAGAGACCCCGGCAGCCUGAGGUUGGGAAUGUCUUCCUCAUUGACAGAGAUGUGGAUUUUGUGACUUCGCUCUGCUCCCAGGUUGUGUAUGAAGGACUCGUUGAUGAUAUUUUCAGGAUUAAAUGUGGAUGCGUUGAGUUUGGUCCUGAGGUCACUUCUUCUGACAAGAGUUUGAAAGUCAUGCUGAACUCCAGUGAUAAGGUCUUCAAUGAGAUCCGGAAUGAACAUUUCUCCAACGUCUUUGGGUUCCUGAGUCAGAAAGCCAAAAGCCUGCAGACCGCCUACGAUAAGCGCCGUGGAAUGGAUAUCCAACAGAUGAAGACGUUUGUCUCUCAGGAGCUGAAAGGGUUAAAACAGGAUCACCGUCUGCUGAGUCUGCAUAUCAGUGCCUGCGAGUCCAUCAUGAAGAAAAAAACCAAGCAGGACUUUCAGGAGCUAUUGAAAACCGAACACUGUCUGCUGGAAGGGUUCAAUAUCCGAGAGAGCAUCAGCUACAUAGAGGAGCACAUCAACCGACAGGUUUCUUUGACCGAGAGCCUGCGGCUGCUGUGCCUCCUGUCCCUCACGGAGAAUGGUUUAAUUCCUAAAGAUUAUCGAAGCCUGAAAGCUCAGUACCUGCAGAGCUAUGGCACAGAGCACCUCCUCACCUUUGCAAACCUGCGAAAGUUGGGCCUGUUGGUGGAGCAGCAGCCUGGAGACACCAUCACCGCCAUGGAGAACAAAGUGGGCAAACUCGUCACCGACAAGGCUGUAGGGAAGUUAACAGAUGCCUUUAACUCUUUGGCGAAGAAAAGCAAUUUCCGAGCACUGAGCAAAAAGUUGGUUCUGAUCCCCAAGGUAGACGGAGAGUACGACCUGUGCACCCCGCGAGACAUGGCCUACAUCUUCAGCGGUGCCUACGUGCCUCUGAGCUGUAAGCUGGUGGAGCAGGUUCUUGAUCGCGGAUGGACUGGACUCGAAGAGGUGACUCGCCUGCUCAAUGGGAAUGAGUUUGCAGUCACAGCAGGUGGCAGUGGUGGCGAGAUGAAAACCAAGCACGAUUCCCAGCGGCUCGUCUUCGUCGUGUUCCUGGGCGGCUGCACCUUCUCUGAAAUUUCAGCCCUGAGAUUCCUGGGGAGAGAGAGAGGCUACAAAUUCAUCAUCGUGACAACAGCCAUCACCAACAGUGCCAGGCUGCUGGAGUCCGUGCUGGACAGUCGGGUGUGACCCUGGGAGUUUCCUGGGACAGGGUUGAUGUAGUAUGGUCCCUUCCUACUGAAUGUGAAAAGGGGGCCCAUGAAGCUGGCUGCAGGAGUGCACACCAGGAUGCAAGUCUGUAUUGUGCCAAACUGUACAGGAGGAGGAAAAUAGCUAAUGUGUAUUCCUCUGCUUUGUGACCUUUCUGCCAAAAUCGGACCUAGCUCAAAGUUAUUGUUAGCCAAAUGUGUGACUGUAAAUAUCUCAGCCAGUGGUAAAAGACUAUCAGCUCACCUAUGUUAGAGAAUCUUGUUUUUGCGCAGAAGUUGGAAGUGUGUGACCUUUUUACUAUACAAAACACAGUAAUUUCAACUAACUGCUUGUUUCACAGACCCACACUAAUGUUAGUCUACCUUUCAUAAGAUCAGGUAAGAUUUCCACAUACUGUUAACAGACGGGUUUGCCAGUGCCAAAUCCACCUGGGACUGUUCCCAUCAAAAACAAGAAUCAACCCACUUGAGCUGAAGAAACUAGAGGCGUUCCGAUAUUCUCUUAAGCUUAACUGGGAUCUUCACAGAGGGUAAGUGAAUGCACUGUACAGACCACAGACUGAGAACCCGUUCUCUCCAGUGCAACCUUAAAAAGAAGGGCUUACGUUUUCAAAUCCCAUUUUAAAACCGUUUUUUACACAUUUAAAGAUUCUGCUGUUCUAGUUGUUGUCUUGUAAGUCUAUGCUGGAAAUACCUCUGCAGAUGGUUCCUGUAAAACUUUGAGUUUAACACUGUUUGGCACGUGGUCAUGACUCCUGCAGGAGCAAUCAACCAACAAAUAAGAAUUGAAGGUCAAGCAAGCAGCACUCAGUCACAAAAAUACUUUUUCUUCUUGAGUAAGUCAGGCUCUUUUAUGCCUAGCAGCAUUAGUUACCCCAAAAAAUUCAUUUAUUGGUGUGGGAAAAAUUAAGAUUCAGAUGCCACUGGCCUUGUCACCUGCCUCAAGUCCUUUUAGUUUGUUAGGAUCAGUGUCAAAUGUGAUUCUCAACAAAGGGAAUGAUUCUUCAUUAUGACUUAUUGGAUCAAAUGUAGUAAUCAUUUGCUAGUGCAUUUUCUGCACAUUUGUUUUCUAAACGGCAACAGCAGGAAAACGUGGUUAAUGUUAGAGAAUAAUUUCAUAGCGGUCAAAAUGGUAUUGUCUAAUGAAAAGAUCUGUAUCAAAGGUGUUUCUUGACAGUUCCAUCACUUAAAACCGUGUACACUGGACACAUGCAAAUCAUUUUUCAGCAUGCAUUAUUGUUCAAGUUCCAAUUUUCCAGAUUAUAUUGA